AGAGGGUUUUCUUUUCUAAGAGAGAAAUGGAAAAAUAAAAACAUCUACGUGUAACAAGCUCCACAAGUCUGCAACUCUCUUUGCCAUGUGUAACCAUUAGAACAGCAUGGAGAAGAAGGAUGUAGAUAAUCAUAAUAAUAAUAAUAAGGUAGAGUUGGAGGUAGUUCAUAUUGCCAUUCAACAGCUCUUGGAUGAAAGAAAGAAGAACAAAAAGGAACUGGUUGAAGAUGAAGAUGAAGAUGAAGAUGAAGAUAAACUUCUUUCUAAAUUAUUAACUCAGGUGGAAUUAUUAGAGAAAGAUCAUAAGAAUGGUGACAAAGAGGAAACUAGCAGAAAUUCUGUAGAGAAUGAUGUGAGGAUUGAUGAGGUUGUGAAGGAAAUUAAGGGGGUGAAGAGGCAGAACAUGAUCACUCAUUGUCUUCUUUCAGUGUUGAUCAUAGCAACUGCCUUCUGGCAAUUAUCUGAGGUCUCAAUAUUGCUUGCAGUGAAGGAGAAGUUAAGUAAUCCAGUCAAAGCCAUUGGUGAUUUGUUUAAAGGUGUUCUCAAAGGCCAAAACAAUAAACUACUCACUGAACCACCUCCAAUGCCUCCACAGCUCCCUCAUGUCAAUAUUCCAGCCUUGUCCUUGAACAACAACGCCGGCCACCGUGACGGUGAUAUCAUUUCAGAUUGAUUGAUUCAUGGUGUUCAACCUGCAAACCUUAAACCACAAUGACAAGAUCAAACACUGAACUCCAUGAACAGCAACACCUCACCACCUUUCUCUUCUUCUUCACCAUUAUCAUCAUC
Messenger RNA from Dioscorea cayenensis subsp. rotundata (Guinea yam), 789 nucleotides. RefSeq lists its product as uncharacterized. The record is from RefSeq and is a predicted model, not a curated record. The coding region runs from base 107 to 673 and encodes 188 amino acids. NCBI's taxonomy places the organism in Eukaryota, Viridiplantae, Streptophyta, Magnoliopsida, Dioscoreales, Dioscoreaceae. The transcript has 4 exons.